AUUGCACGACUGGUCACUCCACGCCCCUCUCAAAGCGACAAAAUCAAUGGAGGCAGCAACUUGUUGGCGAAAUCGGAACGGGGUUUGGUUUCUAUGAAUUCUUUGAACGGAAGCUGCUUCCCACGAACAAAAGAUCGCCCAUAAUGUAACCGGUAGAGUGGCCACAUGGGAAUACUCCCAUUGUUCUUGUCACAAAAUCUUUGCUUCAUACGACCAACACAGAACCUAGCCAUCACCAAAGCAUGGCUCCAGCUGCAGCGGAGAAAGACAGUCAAGUCUUUCUUUCCAACCUAGGAUCUUCUCACAAAUCUUGCUCUUCGAUUGAAGAGCCAUUUGAAGAUACCAUAGAACUCAGUAGCACUGUACGUCUUUGGAACACCAUCAUGCCAUCGAUUUAUCUUUUUGCCGGCUGCAUCCAAUGCACUGCGCCAAGGCUUCCUCGAUUCCGAAGCCGCAAGAGCAAAAAGUCGCGCAAAGCCAUCAAAGAUGGAUCGGAUCCCAGUGCUGACUAUCCUGAGCCACCCACUCUGUUCUGUGGGAAGCCAUCGUUAGCUAAUGCCUCUUCUGGUGAAAGCUUCAUGACUGACUCCACCAACAGUUUUUCCAGUGGAAUGCUAUCAUGCAACUCCCUGCCCUACUUUACUCCAUCUGCUUCACCAAUCAACCAAAAGCCACUUCGAGCUUAUUGCCUUUCCAAGGAAGUCAACAUUGAGUUUCCAGCUGGUGGUGGUGAAGUUGAGAUUCAACCUGCGGAGCCAUUCUACUUUCAGUCGUUCUUGAAUGAAGACGAUGAUGGCAAAGAUCUUCAGUCUGCUAGCGACGACAACGAUUGGGGGUACUUUGUGGACAUGUCAUAAGUUUAUGAAGAUCCCAAAUCCAACCCAAACUAAAUGAAUCGAAUCAGGAGAGAUCUCCCCUCCUGUCGCUAUAUAUCCGCAAGUCGAAACGAUGGGCUUGCUGUUCCGAAACACCACUUGUUUGUCACAACCAUGGACAUUUGCAUACUUAGAAAACCAUAAAGAAAAAUAGAGAAUGAUAGAUAUUC
Seminavis robusta is the source of this 1045-nucleotide messenger RNA. NCBI's taxonomy places the organism in Eukaryota, Bacillariophyta, Bacillariophyceae, Naviculales, Naviculaceae. The record is from the annotation of a GenBank genome assembly.